AUGGCGAUCUUGCAGCGCACCGAGCCGUGUCUGGCGUUCCUGCUCGCUCUGCUCCUCGUCCUCACCCUCUCAGAGAUUGCCACGUGUACUGCUCACGAGGAUGGCUCGAGUCUCGAUGCGCUCAGGACCCUCAGAUUCGGGCGGCGCAAGACACUCGUGAUGCCAGGCCUGCCUCCCGUGUCCACGGGGCUGCUGCUGCCCCUCACGCCCAACAUGUGGGCGUCCAUCCGCCGCCGCAACCCCAACUUCCGCCACGCCAGUGUUGGCUUCGUGCCGCCCACUGCUGCCAGCAACGGCAGCAGCAACGGCAGUGGCGAGGGCGCGGCCCCGCGGUGGACUUACCUUGACCGCGUUGACUGGCAGCAGAGGCGCAUGGUGCGCCCUGUGCAGAACCAGGCCUCCUGCGCUGCAUGUUGGGCGAUGGCAGCGGUGGCAGCAGUCGAGUCCCUCUACGCCAUCGUCACCAACGCGCCUCCCCCAGCCAUCUCCACUCAACGCCUCCUCGAAUGCGCCCCCAACACCCCCCGCACCCCUUCGGGUGCCGGGGCUGGGAGCGGGAGCAACGACACAGGAGGGGGGGGAGCGUGGCAGGAUGGGUGCGAGGGCGGGUGGUCCGCAGAGGCCCUUGACUUCAUGGCUUUUACUGCCCUCCCCUCUGCUGCUGCUGUGCCUUUCAUUGGAGCUCGGGGGACCAAGAACGCCUCUCGGGCUUCCCUUUGUGUGCAGCAGCAGCAGGCGCCGCUGCUUGUGUAUGCGGAUAACUCGGUGCCGUUCACGCGCCGUACCCCUUAUAAGGGCCCCUUUAGCAUCACCAUGUUCGAGGAGACCGGGCUGGAGGGGUAUUUGGGAAUGAUCCUGGCGCUGCAGCGACAGCCCGUGGUGGCGGCUGUAGAGGCGGACCAGCCUUCCUUCAUUCAAUACGAUGGGUCUUUCAUCUACUCGGACCCCUCCUGCUUCCUCAACGGCCUAGUGGACCAUUCUGUACUCGUUAUAGGCUACGACCUCACCGACCCUACACCGCACUGGAUCGUUCUCAACAGCUGGGGCUCCUGGUGGGGCCGCUGGGGCGUCAUGCGCCUGGCCAUGGCAGGGGGGGACGGGAUAUGCGGGAUUCACUCCAUGCCGGGCCUCUAUCCGGUCAUCACCACCCCCGAUCCAUGCUUUCCCAUCAACCCCUGUGGCGGGGGCACGUGCGGUGUGGAUGCGGGGACGGGGAGGAACACGUGCGAGUGCCCGGAGGGGUUCCGGAUGACAGUUAACAUCGAUGGUUCACAGUCGUGUGCGCUGGCGCGGCGCUGUGGGUUUUCCAUGGUGAAUCCGUGUGACACGGGCACGUGCAUUGACAGCACGACCAGCCCGGGCGGCUACUCUUGUCUGUGCCCGCCGCCCACCCAGCGCACCAACAACACGGACGGCACACAGACCUGCGUCGUGCCGCCCCCACCGCCCCCCACCAACUACUGGGACACCCCCGGCGCCGGUGGUGGUGGCAGCGGCAGCGGCAGUGGCGGCAGCGGAAGUGGCAGCAGCGGCAGUGGGGGCAGUGCAGGGGUGCGGAGAGUGCGGGUGGUGGAGGGGAUGACGUGUGGCAUGCUGGCACUUACCUUCCGCAUCACAGUGGAACAGCUGCAGCAGACCAACCCUGGCAUGGACUGUAGCAAGCUGGAGGUGGGAGCAACGGUCACUGUCAACACCACAGCAGCAGCCAACGUCUGCUCGCUGUCUUAUGCUGCCUCUCUGGGGGACACGUGUGCAUCGAUAGUGGACCUCUUCAAUACAAGCACAGCGGCUCUCCUCACCCUCAACCCCCAGCUCGACUGUACCGAGCCCUUCUCCUCCAGCCAAUCGAUCUGUGUGGCGGCAGCAUCAACACCUCUCCCCCGCCGCUGUGCGCGCUGGUACACGCCCCAGCCGGGCGACACGUGCCCCUCCAUCAUGCGAUCCGUCGCCUCUCCCCCGCUCCCCCCCGCCCACUUCAUCGCUCUCAACCCCGGCCUCUCCUGCUCGCUGCUUGAUCAACCCAAUGCCACUGUGGGCGCUGGAGUCCAGAUCAAGUCCUCCUCGUUCCGUCGCGAGGCCGCGCGCACCUUCGAUACCAUCGACCUAGACAAGGACGGCAAAAUUUCCGCCUACGAGCUCGCAACUCUCUUAACCCGCCUGAAUAUUUCUCUUGCAGAUUCGACGCCUGGACAGCGCGGUAGUUCGCGCGAGGCAGGAGGCGAUCUGAUUGGCUUUGCGGAAGAUGUGAUUCGCGAGGCUGACGUGGAUGGCGAUGGGAUGAUCGACUUUGAGGAGUUUUUGCGCUCUGCACGCGCAGGCCCGUCCCUGUUGGGCGAAUAUUCAGUCUCCGAUGAGGAGGAUGAUGAAUCGGACGGUGGAAGUGCUUCGGAAAAGGACGUGAGGGAAGAGGAUUUGUUCCGUGCGUUUGAGAUUUUUGACCUCGACCAUAACGGUGUAAUUUGUCCAGAGGAGCUGAGAUACGUGAUUGGUGUUCUUAAAGGGGAUGAUUUGACGACAGAAGACUGCGAAAGGAUGAUAAAGAGGGUGGACUCUAACGGGGAUGGAUACGUGGAUUAUGACGAGUUCAAGACCAUGAUGGCCGGGAUUUUCGGUUGA
This is a messenger RNA of Closterium sp. NIES-65, 2616 nucleotides long. The record is from the annotation of a GenBank genome assembly. NCBI's taxonomy places the organism in Eukaryota, Viridiplantae, Streptophyta, Zygnematophyceae, Desmidiales, Closteriaceae.